AUGGACGACAACACUUGGUUCAGUGCAAGUCACACUGGCUUACGCCCUACUCAUAGGGUAGUCGAUGCGCGACGUACUGCCACAGCUCCCAACAAGCAGGCCCCUCAGCCCACGACACACCACAAUGCGUGGUCCGACUCGAGUCGCUCUUCCUCCGGCCCUACCACGAAAGCAACCCAUUCGCAGCCGACUGCCACAGCCGCACAGCGUGUCUUCGGCAUCGGUGAACUUGUCGAGUUGAUCCUUCUCAGCGCCUGCCCCAUCACAUGGAAACAGGUCUACCACGAAGAUCAGAUCGAGACGAUGCGACUCAUCCUCAUUUUUCAACAAGUCAAUACCACCAUGCGCGAUGCCGUUCAACACUCCACCAAGAUCAAGAGGAUGAUGCACAUGCGCUACUCACUCCAAGGCGAGCCUCGCAUAUUCCGCAUACAUCCACUUCUUUGGUGCCGCGACGGGAACUUCACGAGGAAAAUAGAUAAGUGGCCACUGGGUCACGGCAUCGCCUUCUACAAGGAAGCUCUGUUGCUGACCAUCGACGACCAAGCAGCAGCGGGACUAUCGCAGGAUCGCGGCAGUUGGCGUCACUUGCUCUUGGCUUGGAACAGAGGAGACUAUUCAAAGUGCGGCGUCAGGUGGUUGGAUGAUGGAGUGAAGAAACACGGAGAUAUGGAGCUGAAGUUGGAGGGUAUCGAGAGUGCUGGAGAGCUUGCUGAUGCGAUUGUGAGCGAGAUGAAGACGAAGCAUCUGGAUGAGCUCCAGCAGAUCCUAGGAUGCUCGACAUCAACUGCUCAGGGUCGAGAUUUCGAGACUGCGCUUUAG
This is a messenger RNA of Fulvia fulva, 822 nucleotides long. RefSeq lists its product as uncharacterized. Bases 1 to 822 code for a protein of 273 amino acids. The record is from RefSeq and is a predicted model, not a curated record. Lineage: Eukaryota; Fungi; Ascomycota; Dothideomycetes; Mycosphaerellales; Mycosphaerellaceae. The transcript has a single exon.